This is a messenger RNA of Cercocebus atys (sooty mangabey), 4172 nucleotides long. RefSeq names its product G protein-coupled receptor 142 (gene GPR142). The record is from RefSeq and is a predicted model, not a curated record. Gene Ontology annotation, biological process: G protein-coupled receptor signaling pathway. NCBI's taxonomy places the organism in Eukaryota, Metazoa, Chordata, Mammalia, Primates, Cercopithecidae. Gene Ontology annotation, cellular component: membrane. Gene Ontology annotation, molecular function: G protein-coupled receptor activity.
AUGCACAAGAUCCAGUGGACCCCACUUCUGCAGGACAUUCACUCUGUUGUCAUGGGUACGAAGAGUUAUACUGAGGGAAGCAAAUCAAUAGUGGUUCCCAUGGGCACAGGAAAAAGCCAGCAUUCUUGGCUCAGCCAUUCCAGGUGGCUGAGGUCUCCACAGAUCACAGCGGGAAGCUGGGACCUCCGAAUUAAACCAUCCAAAGGGGCUGGGCUGGACUUCCAGCAGGCUCCGUGUCUCGGGAAGGAUCCUGGGGCAAACAACCACUUGGAGAGCCAAGGGGUGAGAGGUGCAGCUGGCGAUGCUGACAGAGAGCUGCGGGGACCCUCAGGAAAAGCCACAGCUGGCCAGCCACGAGUGACCCUGCUGCCCACACCCAACGGCAGCGGGCUGAGCCAGGAGUUUGAAAGCCACUGGCCAGAGAUCCCAGAGAGGUCCCCGUGUGUAGCUGGCGUCAUCCCUGUCAUCUACUACAGUGUCCUGCUGGGCCUGGGGCUGCCUGUCAGCCUCCUGACCGCAGUGGCCCUGGGCCGCCUUGCCACGAGGACCAGGAAGCCCUCCUACUACUACCUUCUGGCACUCACGGCCUCGGAUAUCAUCAUCCAGGUGGUCAUCGUGUUCGCGGGCUUCCUCCUGCAGGGAGCCUUGCUGGCCCGCCAGGUGCCCCAGGUUGUGGUGCGCAUCGCCAAUAUCCUGGAGUUUGCUGCCAACCACGCCUCAGUCUGGAUCGCCAUCCUGCUCACAGUUGACCGCUACACUGCCCUGUGCCACCCCCUGCACCAUCGGGCUGCCUCGUCCCCAGGCCGGACCCGCCGGGCCAUUGCUGCUGUCCUGAGUGCUGCCCUGUUGACCGGCAUCCCCUUCUACUGGUGGCUGGACGUGUGGAGAGACGCCGACUCACCCAGCACUCUGGACGAGGUCCUCAAGUGGGCUCACUGUCUCACUGUCUAUUUCAUCCCUUGUGGUGUGUUCCUGGUCACCAACUCGGCCAUCAUCCACCGUCUACGGAGGAGGGGCCAGAGUGGGCUGCAGGCCCGGGUGGGCAAGAGCACAGCCAUCCUCUUGGGCAUCACCACACUGUUCACCCUCCUGUGGGCACCCCGGGUCUUUGUCAUGCUCUACCACAUGUAUGUGGCCCCUGUCCACCGGGACUGGAGGGUCCACCUGGCCUUGGAUGUGGCCAACAUGGUGGCCAUGCUCAACACGGCAGUCAACUUUGGCCUCUACUGCUUUGUCAGCAAGACUUUCCGGGCCACUGUCCGACAGGUCAUCCACGAUGCCUACCUGCCCUGCACUUUGGCAACACAGCCAGAGGGCAUGGCGGCAAAGCCUGUGAUAGAGCCUCCGGGACUCCCCAAAGGGGCAGAAGUGUAGAGAAAGGGGCCCAGCUGGGGAGCUCAGGGUGGCUCAUGGCCACAUGUACUGGGGCCUUUGAGGUUGUGCUCAAAAAACGUUUAUCAACACCUUGCUUUCCUUGGGUGGGGGUGAGGCUCCUCGUUUGGGUGUGGCUCCCAGGUAGAGAGGGACAACUUAACCAACUCCCACAUUGCUUCACCAGCAAUCCCUAUUUCCUGGGAAGAUGAAAGGGCACUGCCAGGAACAGGCUAAUAACAUCAGUGCUGUGGGCAUUCCUUUGAGGGGGGCAUUUUGCCUGGCUCAUCAUGAAUGCAGAUAAAUGUUGGUUGAACGGAUGGAAAAAUGGACAGAAGGAUGGAUGGAUGGAUGGAUGGAUGUGAAUUGUCUCCAGCCCACCCCCCUUUCCUGGUGCCUGCCUCUCAUUCCCUGAAUGGAUCACCUCUCCAGCUCCCAGUGGCAAUGCCAAGAGUUUGAAAAGGAAGAUAUCUUCAGGACUUAAAGCAUUUCUUAGGCUGGGGGAAUCAAAGAGGUUGAGCUGAGCAAUGGGAGGGGACUGCUUGGGGGACAAAAGCCCCCAGGGCCAGCCAGGAAGGGGUGAUCUUAAAUCAGAUGUGAGGAGCCCAGGCCCAUAUCUGUCCAGCCACGGGAGACACAGCCCCAUAGGUCUCAAACACGCUGGUUCGAUUCCACAUUACUCCCUGCCCUAAGCCAGAACAGGUUCAUGGGCCCAGAACCAGCACUGGGGCUGUAGUUUUUGUUGUUGCCAAUGAGGAGAAAGAAAAUAGUCUCUUAACCCAGGGUCCUAGGAGAACAGGAAAGGAGGACCUAGCUGGAGAUGACCCUGAGAUUCUGCUGAGCGACCCGAGUCCACACCCCUUGGGGAAAGGUCUUUUCCUCCACCAAUGGGAAGCGGGAGUUGGCAGAGCCGAUCAGGGCCAUGAGGAGCUCUGCUCAGCACCUCCAGCCUCUCCAGGGAACCUCUCCAGGGCCCCUCUCUCGUCUCAGCACCACCAUCCCAGAGAGGCAGCUGGGAGGCAUUAGCAGAUGGAACUCCCACCUGCUCAGGCUGUGGGUAAACACAUUAGCGCUCAGCCAGUACCACUCUCUGCUUCCUGGUCAGGCUGAGCUGACCUUUGUCCUGAAUGGGAGGUUCAGACCUGCCCCCACCCUCUUAGUGGGAUGACAUCAGUGAAAGAGCUGUUUGUGCUCCCAGCACACAGUCAAUGCAGAAUCAGUGCUCCCAGCACACAGUCAAUGCAGAAUCAAUGCAUGACUUUCCACUUUGCCUCUCUGCUUCUCCCCAGAGCAGGGAUGUCCAGAUGGGGAGGUUCAGCUAACCCAGAAAGAGGAUAAUGUGGGUCUCCAAUGUGUUAGCCAUGAUUCUUAACUCCAAAAAGCUCUGAAAACCAAAACAUGUUUCCAAACUUUGCCACAAACACAUUUAGUGGCACAAUGUGACCUGAACUGAUGUGAGGUGAUUUUUGGUCCUGAUGUUGUCCUGUGAUUGUGAAUCCUGCCAGCCGCACCCGGGACUGCUAGUGGAGUGAUCAUGCACUGCUGUCCACACCCCACAGAUUGUGAUCGAACACACACCACUAGAUCCACACAGCACCUUCCUCUGCUCUGACGUAUUCUGAAUUCCAAGACACAUGUGGUGCCGAAUUCAGAGAAAGGAUUGAGGACCUGUAAACCCAACAUUUCUGCUCCAGGAUGGUCUACACUGACCCUGAGCAGUUGUUGAGGAUGGAGGACCCCCCGCUGCCCGCACCUCCAUGUGCACACAUAGAUGUGUCCCCAGGCAGGGGACAAUGUCGGCCCCAGCCCAGCCUGAGCCUGCCCUACAGAAGCGGACACGAGAAGAAAGCACAAAGUUCCAUGGAUGAAGAACUAAAUAGAACAACCUGCAGGGACCCUGCAGGAGAGAACCCAGUAUCAGGGAAGAGCGUCUGUGUCUCCAUGGGUGGCAACAGCAGCUGGGUCUAGGCCAGAGACAGGAUGCCUUCCUCAGCUGUCUUGGGGGGCUGUCUUCCAGGAGGCCACCUGCAAGAUUGGCUCACCUGUCUCUGAGCACCAGUGAAACCAGGAACUUCCAGAAACUGUUGGGGAGGCUCUUUCAAGACACAGUUUUGUUUUGUUUUGUUGACAUGAAGUCUCACUCUGUCACCCAGUCGCUCAGGCUGGAGUGCAGUGGCGUGAUCUCAGCUCACUGCAACCUCCGCCUCCCGGGUUCAAGUGAUUCUCCUGCCUCAGCCUCCCGAGUAGCUGGGACUACAGGCGCCCACCACCACAUCCAGCUAAUUUUUGUAUUUUUAGUAGAGACGGGGUUCCACCACGUUGGCCAGGCUGGUUGAGACAAUUUUGCAUUGAGCCACUAUAACCCUGGUGUUAAUAUUUCUAUAACUUCACUUAUACCAACAGGCUAGGGCAAUAUCCGUGUUUUCAAACACCCCUGCAUCCGGAGUGUUGUGACUGUUUUACAAACUUAGGAAAUUGAGGCAUAGAGAGAUUAAAUGGUAUGCCUCUAGCCCAGAGCUGCUCAAGAGCAACGCUGAGACUCAAACCCAAGUCUGCUGGUUCCUGGUCCAUUGUCUGUUCCACCCCACACCUUGCAGGUGCUCUCAGAUGUAGAAGAUUAGAGGCAGAUCACUCUCGGGGAUCUUUUGCAUUGCUUAGAACUUUCUAGUGCUGGGCUUAUCAGAUUUGAGAAUCAGUAUCACAUUUUCCUAAUAAAAUGCAUUAGGUGAUCAGGCACAGUGGCUCACGCCUGUAAUCUCAACACUUUGGGAGGCAGAGGUGGGCGGAUCACUCGAGGUCAG